UUUUCCAAAACUCAAUAACUUCCAAAACUAUAAAUGAAGUCCAAUUCACCUAUAAAUAGAAACCCUACAAAAAUCAAACACUAACCCCUAACUCAAUUAAAUUAAAUUAACUAAUCCACAAUGGCACAUUUACUCUCAUUCUCCCUCCUCCUACUUGCUGCCGCUGCUACGGUGGCGGCGGCCGAUCCCGACGCCUGGUUCCGAGCCUUCUCUCGGAAAAAGGAGAAAUCAGCGGUCAUCCGAUUCUACCUCCACAGCGCUGAGGGGGGGCCCGAGCCGAAUUUAUACGAGGUUGCUCGAUCGUCGAUCACGGCGACAUCGCCGACGCAAUUCGGGCUGGUUAGGGUUUUGGACGACAAGGCGACGGCGGAUCCGAUCAGGAGCUCGCCGGAGCUUGGGCGGGCGCAGGGGAUGAUUACGUCGGCGGACCUCCGGGAGCCGGCGGUGGCGGUGGCGAUCAACGUGGUGUUCACGGCGGGGCCGUACAACGGCAGCACCGUGUGUGUGGCGGGGAGGAAUCCGAUCGGGAUCCCGAGGGGCCGGGAGCUGGCGAUACUGGGAGGGACCGGGAUCUUCCGGAUGGCCAGAGGGUAUUUGAUAGAGAAUACGUAUUCGUUUGAGCCCGUUGAGAGAUAUUUUGUGUUUGAGAAUACUUUGUAUGUUCGUUACUACGACUAAUUACACACUACAUAUAUAUAUAUAUAUAUAUAUGUGUUUGUUUGGGGAUUGGAUUGGAUUUAUACUAUUCAUCCAAAAUUUUUUUUCCAAAAA
Andrographis paniculata is the source of this 771-nucleotide messenger RNA. RefSeq names its product dirigent protein 22-like. The transcript has a single exon. The record is from RefSeq and is a predicted model, not a curated record. NCBI's taxonomy places the organism in Eukaryota, Viridiplantae, Streptophyta, Magnoliopsida, Lamiales, Acanthaceae. The coding region runs from base 121 to 678 and encodes 185 amino acids.